This is a messenger RNA of Fusarium pseudograminearum CS3096, 1704 nucleotides long. RefSeq lists its product as uncharacterized. The coding region runs from base 1 to 1704 and encodes 567 amino acids. NCBI's taxonomy places the organism in Eukaryota, Fungi, Ascomycota, Sordariomycetes, Hypocreales, Nectriaceae. The record is from RefSeq and is a predicted model, not a curated record. The transcript has a single exon.
AUGACGACAACUAUUAAGAAUGAGGCAUUUCCCUAUAAACCUCUGGAUCCCAAAGACUUUCCCAUUCGCGUUCUUCAAGUUGAAUCUGGCGAUAUCUCUCAAUCCAUCUGUUGCUCUCUUGUGAACUACGCAGAUGCGACUGAGCGAGGGUGGACUUGUCUUUCGUACACUUGGGGUACCGACCCGCCAACAGAAGAAAUAAUCAUCAACGGCGUGCCGCUUCCAGUACGGCCAAAUGUCUACAGCUUCUUGAGAGAAGCCCAACGUCAACAUCUCACGAACUUGUGGAUUGACUCCAUAUGCAUCAACCAGUCCGAUAUCGACGAACGUAACGCCCAGGUCCGGCUCAUGAGUCAAAUCUUUAGCGACGCGAAAUUGGUCAUAGCCUGGCUUGGUCAGACCUCACCCGCCUUGGAGCGUGCUAUCAAGCAUCUAGACUCAAGUUUCCCAGCUGAUACAGUAACUAUCAGAGCGGCAGAGGCCCAGCCUGUGUGCUGUCAGCUUUCACCGGUAGAAUGCUCCUCACUUUUUGAAGCGUGCGGGGCUACGAUAUGGACACGUCGAUGGGUAAAACAAGAGAUCAUGCUGCCUGGGAAGGUUGUUUUGUAUUGCGGCCAGGCUUCUAUCAGCAUUACUGUCUUUUUCGCAAUCAUGGACGGUUUAGUCGAUUAUGCCACAUUGCAUAACCACACAGCGCCUGCCCCAGACCCUUCUCUACAGGCAGACUGUCCCACAGAGGAGCAAGACGAACCAAAAUCGUGCUUCUACGAAUCCCACAGCUAUGACCAGCUACAUCGCCAAUGCGCAAACGUACUGGCUUUCUACUCCGCCACACGUGCCAAAGGACGGCAGAAACAGCUUCCUAUGUUAUUGAAGAUGUUUCAAGACUCCGACUGCACUGACUUUCACGACCAUGUCUACGCUUUUCGAGGCUUGAUGGAUCGAGGCUUGGAAUUUCCAGUGGACUAUAACAUGGUAAAUAUCGAUGUGUUUCUUGAAACCCUCGACUUUCUCGCCCAGACCACUCAUCCCCGUCUGCGUGGUGCAAGCGCUGCUGAGAGGGACCUUUUUGUCGAUUUAUACAGGGGAUUUAAGUUUACUACCGAAGAUCUUGAAGGAAUAUUUGGAUACUACGAGACUAGCUUCGUACUACAGGUCGGCUAUAGCUUCGAUAUGCUUCGGAAAGACAUAACUGUCUGGAGUUUCGUAGACUCUAUUGACGAUCCUGAUGAGUUCAAAGCAUCACCCUGGAGGGAGGCGACGCUUUGUAAAACUUGCCGCAAGGUAGUUUUGAAUGAUCCAGAGAUAGACGAAUAUCACACCGUCCUCAACCAACUCCGCGCAGAGCCUGAUUUGUCAGAUCGGGACGUAUACAUGUACGGACUUCGGUCCUGGGAUGGCCUAGGCCUCAAAGGGCUUCGUGCAGUAUACGAGCCGCGCUGGCUGUAUGGGCCCAGUCAAGAUACAUUACAGUUGUUGCGAAGCGACAUCCGGGAGGGUCACCCUCUCAGGGCAAUGUCAUUUGAUACUCGCGGGAAAGACCGAGAACUUGAGGAGUGGCUGCAGCAAGUGAAGAAUCACUUGGUUGUUAUGGUCACUGACAGGGAUGACGCAGCCUAUCAAAUACAAAUCUUCAUCAUGCCUUACUGCCAGUCGGAAGAAUGUCUCCUUGCAGAAAGACCUACCCAGGGAAGUGGAAGUUAA